Trichomonas vaginalis G3 is the source of this 1311-nucleotide messenger RNA. Its product is annotated as ankyrin repeat and SOCS box-containing protein 4 family. Gene Ontology annotation, molecular function: protein binding. The record is from RefSeq and is a predicted model, not a curated record. NCBI's taxonomy places the organism in Eukaryota, Parabasalia, Trichomonadida, Trichomonadidae. The coding region runs from base 1 to 1311 and encodes 436 amino acids. The transcript has a single exon.
AUGAUUCCGUAUAAUAAUCGCUAUACAAAGUCAUAUUUAUUUCUUGCCAAACUCAUAUCUGAUGAUUACCAUAUCACAGAGGUCAACCGUGUUGAACUUAUUUCAACAUUCCUGUUUUACAAAGAAUAUGGAAUUAAAUUAGACAAAUCUGCCGAUUUUGAAGAAGAUUAUUCAGAAAAUCUUGAAAUUCAUACAGGGGAUACAAUUUACAGGGCAAUUAUGCAUAAUGACCUUGAAAGAUUCAUAUACUUCACUGAAAGAGAUGAAUUUGAUAAAGAUCAAAUACUUAAAAGCAGAUUAUACCCAUAUUCUUUUGAAGGAUAUUCCUUACUUGAAUUAUGUUGUUACCACGGAGCAGUUGAUUGUUUCAAGCUAUUAAGAUCUAAAUUUAAGUCAGAAAUAACUCAAAAAUGUUUACAAUUUUCUUUUUUAGGACGAAAUCAAGAGAUCAUGAGUGAAUGUUUGAAAUAUCAAACACCAGAUAAUGAAUGCAUGAGUUAUGCGAUUAUUUCGCACAACAUUGAUUUUGUUACAUUCUUGAUGAAUGAAUACAAUAUCAUGAUCGAUUUAGAAUCCAUUGGAUAUUACAGUAAUCUUGAAGCAUUUUUAGUUUAUUUCGAUCAAACUAAUGAUAUAAACAAAUGUUUUGUUUAUUCACCGAUUUUUAAUAUUCCAUCCCUUUUGGAAUACUUUCUUUCACAUGGUGCGAAUAUCAAUGAAAAAAAUGAAAAUGGAAAAACCGCUCUUCAUAUGGCAGCAAUGAAAAACACUAAAGAAACUGCAGAAUUUCUUAUUUCACAUGGUGCAAAUAUCAAUGAAAAAGAUACAUAUGGAAGAACCGCACUUCAUAUGGCAGCUCUGAAUAAUAGUAAAGAAACUGCAGAAGUUCUCAUUUCACAUGGUAUAAAUGUCAAUGAAAAAAAUAAAGGUGGAGAAACAGCACUUCAUAAUGCAGUUCUGAGUAAUAGUAAAGAAACUGCAGAAGUUCUGAUUUCACAUGGUGCAAAUAUCAAUGAGAAAACUAAAUAUGGAGAAACCGCUCUUCAUUUUGCAGCUCGGAAUACUAGUAAAGAAACAGCUGAACUCCUUAUUUCUCAUGGUGGAAAUAUCAAUGAAAAAGAUGGAGAUGGAAAAACCGCUCUUCAUGAAGCAGCAGGAUUUAAUUGUAAAAGAACAGCUGAACUUCUUAUUUCACAUGGUGCAAAUAUCAAUGAAAAAGAUGGAGAAGGAAAAACUGCUCUUAAUAUUGCCAUUGAUGCGAAUCAUAAAGAAAUGGCUGAAUUUCUUAUUUCACAUGGUGCUAAAAAAUAA